Molecule: messenger RNA, 3517 nt
Organism: Schistosoma mattheei
Lineage: Eukaryota; Metazoa; Platyhelminthes; Trematoda; Strigeidida; Schistosomatidae
Source: the annotation of a GenBank genome assembly
AUGUUUUUUCAAGGAGAUUUACGUUUUGCUGUUCUCUACUACAAUGAUUGUAUGUAUUUAGCUCAUGAAUGUUUAACAUUAGGUGAACGUGGUCUUUAUAAAUUUGUUCAACAGUUUUUAGACUUAGGCUAUGAUAUCAUGACUAAUACAUUGAACAAUACCACUGUUACAUCAAAUGAAUCAAAUACAUUCAAUAAUUUGAGUAUAUUAGAAAGAUCAGCUUCUUUAAGCACAUGUAUUUUGGUACCACAUUUACGUCAAUCUGGUGUUAAUAAUUUAUUAGAUCAUUUAAGACGUGAACGACAAUUUUUAUUACGAUGUGUUGAAAGGAUUCAAGGAUUUCAUAAUGUCAGUUCCUCGAUUGGUAAUCGUCAUUGUACUACAGCUAUAGAAGAUUGUUGUCAUCAUUUGCAUAAAAUUUCAGAAGCACUCAGUCCACUUCCUCGUACAGUUUAUUUUCGUGCUAUGGGGAUCAUGUGUAAUUGUGUUUGUACGGAAUUAGUAAAAACUAUCUUGAAAUUAAUCGAUAUUACGAAAUCAGAUUGUGAUAACAUUCUGAUGUUGUUGGAGUCUGUCAAAAACACUUACACAGUGCGUUGGGAAUUGAAAACAGAUAUAAUGAAUAGCAAUAAUAUUAAUGAACGGCAACUGAAAAGGCAAGUCCAUGAAUGUUGGUUGGAGUUUGGUGGUCGACAGCUCAUGCUCCUCGAGGUUUAACAGGUGUACGUAAGUAGUUACACAGGAAGAUGAAGGGUUGGCAAAACUUGGUGUCCCAGCUGAAUAACUCACAAUAGUGCUAAGGUCAUACUGUGGUGCGUGCUACUUAUAUUGACAUAAGUAGUAUAUAACGCGAUUCAGGAAUGUAAUGUCUGGCAGCAGAAGAUUGAGAUGAUCAAGAAAGGAAGGACGGAGAUGGAAAGCAAUUAGUAUAGAAAUUUAAGAACAAUGAAGUCCAAGACAAUUAUUGAACAUUCUGCAAAUUAAGUAUUAUAGUAUGGUUUUUCUAUUUUACCAAGUAACUCUGUAAUGUGCUGAAUAUAAUUUGGUUGUCCUCACCUGUGUUCUCCUUCACUACAAUACGAAUAGUCAAGUGAGAAUGAAACACUAGCGGUUAAUAUUACUAACAUAACUAUAACAUUCUAAACAAAAAAAAACACUAAUCCUGUAAUCUCUUUAGCAUCGGAUUACUGAUGGUGUAGUUUUUUCCUUUUAUCGUUUUGACCCAAUUUUCCUUUGUUUUUUUUUGCUCCCUCUUUCUCGCCCUGUUUAUAUAAUCGAUCGGUUAGUGUGUCCUCAUAUUGUUAUUUAUUUAUUUUUCUCUUCAUAAAUAAAUAAAAUGAUAAUAAUAUUCAUUCCUUCCAAUUCAUUUUGAAUACUUCUCUUCAUGCAUAGGUUGAAGUUUUAUAGAUUAUAACAAACUAUACAAAUAACCUUGAACUACUUUUCAAAACUAAUACGUGUAAAUUCUGUUUUGUUUUGGUUAUGUGAUUUAUCAAUAAGAAUCUAAUACAAUUAGAAUGGAUAAACAGUUUCAUUAAUGAAUAAUGGAUGUUUUUUCUAUUCUAAAUCAUGAAAGACUUUCAUCAUAGAUGAUUCUAUCAGCUGUAAUAAUUUGUGUAAUCAUUUCAAUGAAUUUCACUCUGAAAUCUGAUUGGUUCAUUCGUGUGUUUUAUUUUUACCGCCCAAUAUUUUCAUAAUUCAAUGAAUCAAGUUUUGUUCACUUCAUCCAAUGAUGUUUUUCGUUCAUUAUUAUUAUUACUACUAUACUGUAACCUUAAGGUAUUUACGCUGGUCAAUCAAUAUUUUGCUUGUUCGAACACACACCUCUCUCCCAUUUAAGGAAGGGAAUUUUCUUGUGACCUGAUAAUUCCUUAUGUCAGUAGAAUAGGCGGGAAGUUAAUUUGAAAUAAACUAUGUAUCUUCGUUGUUAUUCAAAAAAAGUGGGGGGUGGGUGAUUGGGUGGUUGAAAAACCCAGUUAGAUAUCAACAUUUUAUGAAUGUAUUUUGGUGUUUGAUUCCAAGUUAUUAUUUAACAAUAAAGAAAGUGUUUUAGUAAAUGUGUUGACGAUAAUAUGAAAAGUUGAGGCGGAAUUGGGGAAUUUGUUAGUAUAUUACUUGAAAAUUACUCUGAAUAGCUGCUGUUUUCUGAAUUGGCCUUGUAUCGUUCGAGAAUUUGUGGUAGACUGACAAAUCCCUGUCUGACAAAAGUAUUCGUAACACAAUAGCUCUAUGUAAUAAACUGGCCCUCUCUCCACUUUUGCAACCCAGUCCUGUUGUCAAGAAACAAUGCACAGCGUAGCAGCCGUUGGGAUAACAUUCGUAAAACAUGUCCAAGCUACUGAUGUCGGUGUUUCCUGUUGAUGGUACCAGUAGAGUUGUCAUCACUGCGCUUGGACACGUAUUCUUGAACCUCAACGUGGUGUUCCCCCUGGAUAUCAGCAAUCCUUUGAAGAACCUUUUCUAACCUCCUUCCUUAGUGAGUGGGCAGCGUCGCUUAAGAUUCUGGUCGUUUAACGCAAACAUUGUUAUACCCCAAACACAGUUACCAGUAUGACUUUAAUCUAGAAUCUCUUACUUUUUGUUUCGUCGCUUCCCAAUCCACCUACGUUGAAUGGUAGGACCUAAAUUAACAAAUUUUUCAGUGAUUAUAGCUCAAUUCAGUUAUCAAAAGCCUUGAUCACGACGUCAAGUUAACAGCUACGAUUGAACUUGACUAACCUAAAAAAUUAUUCUUCCCUUUUUGAGAUUUUCUCAAUGUCCACAAACAAGAGACUCUAUUGAUCUUAUUAUUGUUUGAUUAUUAUUGGUUGAUGUUAGUUUCGAAUUUUUAAUGAUGAGUUUAUCAUUUGCUGCUUUUUAAGCAUCCAUCAGUUCGCAGAAGUUUUAUGUUAAUCGAUUCCAUAAAGUUUCAUGUAAGCUUAUUCAUAUAUGAUUACUCGUUAGUUGCUACUAAUAUUGAACUGAGUCAUGUAAGUAGCUGCAGACUAUCUUGCUGAGAUCCAAGUGACUAUCGAAAUCAGUGGUUGUUAACUUUGGGUAAUAUGGCUUAAAAUCGUUCGCAAUAGCGUACGGUUAUUCACUCUUUGUCUUUGUCAUAUUUUCUUUUCAAGUCCUAUCGUCGAUGCCUGAUCUUUUUCAUUUCUACUACUACUAUUACUAUAUCCUACUAUUCUGGGCAUUUUCCUGACAAUCUCAUUUCGCUGUGUUAAUAAGCUCUGGUAGUUUGAACUGAUGUACACAUGUUCCGUGUUCUUUAUUGUGUAUGACCGACUAUUACCAUUACAUAGUUACGUAAAUGAAUAAACCCCAACCCAAACUUUGCUGUUUCACAGUUCACAUAUAGUUAGCUAAAUCAUUCGAUCCUAUAUUGUGUACACUAGGUGUUUUCUCGUGUACAUAAAAAUAACUAGUAAGGUUAUUGUUCCUCGUUUUUAUUGUUGGAACCGUUAGGAAUUUAAUAAAUUUUUACCUAAUUUUCUAUCUUAUUAAUUAGAUCGUGGAAUUGUUCAAACCUUCU